AUGACAACCUACUAUUGUUAUGGGAAAGAUGGCACAGUCACAACUUCCUUGCUGGAUCCCAACGCCCAGGUCUUCACACGUGGCCAUUCAAGUAUCACGUCGUAUGAGCAACAAGGAGACAUUGUUGGAGCCUAUCUUGCACGUCGCGACAUGGGCUACCACGUGCCCACUGAACAAGAGACUUACCACUAUCAAGCCCCUCCAAUCAAGCCAUGGGGCCGGGCAUCCGGCAACAGUACCAUUCCAGAGCCCAUGGAGCGAAGCUAUUGGUCCAGCGAUGCACACGAGUCAUCUGGUUACCCAGGUAGCUCACGUGCUGAGGUUGUCAGUACGCUGGGCUAUGCUGGCUCGGCCUCCCACCCAAGUAUAGCUCAGUAUUAUCCAGACCCGGAAGAAAUUCGCCACAUGCACACGUUGCAUAGCCUACUGCCGUAUCUGCAGCCCGGGCGGAAGAUGAACGCACUAAACGGACCGAAAGUCGAUAUCUUCGAGCAGGAUACGGGGGUUGUCCUCGCCCAGCAAGUUUCAAAGAAGCUGUUGGUCAUGUUUCUCGGUCGCAGGGUGGUUAACAAGUACAUUCGCACUUUACACCGUGAAAACGUCGAGGAAUGCAGUGGUUCAGCAGCAUGCCAAGAAAUCAGUCUACCGCGUGGGAAAAGCUGCAAAGCCGCAAUGGCAGUGUUGAUUUCCUGGAUGGCAAGAGCUUGUCGAUACCGCACCAUGAAUACCAUGACGCAAAUUCGCGUUCCGAAGAGCACAUUUGUUGCCUGCUCAUUAGCUCAGACAAUGGAGAUGUUCGAACUUCACAAGGAUGCCCUCCGAGUUGACCAUUACAUAGCGCAGACGCAUUUCACUCGGCCAAUCUUUGCAGUGGAGCUGGAGGCUUUGUGGAAUUGCCUUGGUGAAGCGAAUCGGUACGUCUACGCAGCUAUCAAGGUUGUUGGAAAGCGGAUACAAGAUUCCGAGAGACCUGGGUCCAGAUCAGUUCCGGGCAUCAAUUACGAAAUGUACGCUAUGCUGAAAAGGCAUCCGCGGCUAGAGGCUCGUGUGCGCGAUCUAGAGUUGAAUGAACAGCAUCGACCAACCUUCAGUACCAUCUGGACCAGGAAGCUAGGGGAUGGAAAAAAUGAUCAAGAAACGAAUCAGCUCCAGGGUGUAGGUGUUGGGCACAGCAGCGCAACAUCCGAGAAGUCUAGCAAAGAUUUGCCAACAAGAGAUCAGAGUCAGAGUCUCAUGGCAGCCGGUGUUGGAGAUGCGACACGUGGCUUUGAAGCUUUAAGCAUUGUUUCAGCUGUUGGAGAAGAGUCGGUAUCCUAUGUGGGAACCAGUAACGAAGCAAGUCAGACAGAAAGGAGCAUCCUGCCAUGCGAUGAUAAUGAGGUUCGCAAUGGUGGCAUGGAAGAAGCACACCAACCGACCACAUAA
Messenger RNA from Exserohilum turcica Et28A, 1425 nucleotides. RefSeq lists its product as uncharacterized. NCBI's taxonomy places the organism in Eukaryota, Fungi, Ascomycota, Dothideomycetes, Pleosporales, Pleosporaceae. The record is from RefSeq and is a predicted model, not a curated record. The transcript has a single exon. The coding region runs from base 1 to 1425 and encodes 474 amino acids.